Molecule: messenger RNA, 461 nt
Organism: Lycium barbarum (goji berry)
Lineage: Eukaryota; Viridiplantae; Streptophyta; Magnoliopsida; Solanales; Solanaceae
Product: histone H2B.9-like
Exons: 1
Biological process (GO): nucleosome assembly
Cellular component (GO): nucleosome
Molecular function (GO): DNA binding; structural constituent of chromatin; protein heterodimerization activity
Source: RefSeq, a predicted model, not a curated record
UUGAUCUUGUAUGUCACUUCUGAGACGUACAAGAUCUAUAUAUUCAAAGUGCUAAAACAAGUGCAUCCUGAUAUUGGAAAUUCGGGCAAAGCUAUGGGGAUAAUGAACAUUUUUAUCAACGAUAUAUUUGAGAAACUGGCGCAAGAAACUUCUAAACUUGCGAGGUAUGAUAAGAAACCUACAAUUAUGUCUGGGGAAAUUCAGACCGCUGUUAGAUUGGUGUUGCCUGAUGAAUUGGCUAAGCAUGCUGUUUCUGAAGGAACAAAAGCAGUUACCAAGUUUGGUAGCUCUUAAGCUAGUGUUUGGACAUAGAUUUAGUUGAAACGUGAAAAAAGAGUUUUUAUUAGCGAUUUUUGGUUUAUUUUGGUAAUUGGUCAUUAGGGUUUGGGUGUUAUUUAAUGGUUAGAAUUGAUGUUUUUAAAUUUCUCAUAUUGUGUUUUGAUGGGAUAAUGAAAAGUAUA